AUGCCUUAUCUUUUUUUUUUGCCUUGUCUUGUCUUCCAUGCGUUCCGCGCACGUGUGCCUGCGUGGGGAGAGAGAGAGAGAGAGAGAAAAGGUAGGUGUUGCUGGCUAUCUAGGCACCUUCCCAAUGCAGUCAAGUUUCGCUUGCGUGUGUGUGUGGAAAGGCGCUUGGUGAACAUGAGUUCGUUUGGGCUGGAUCAGGGGCGGUGCGCUGUCGCAGGGGUUUUGUAA
Bipolaris zeicola 26-R-13 is the source of this 228-nucleotide messenger RNA. RefSeq lists its product as uncharacterized. Lineage: Eukaryota; Fungi; Ascomycota; Dothideomycetes; Pleosporales; Pleosporaceae. The coding region runs from base 1 to 228 and encodes 75 amino acids. The transcript has a single exon. The record is from RefSeq and is a predicted model, not a curated record.